Messenger RNA from Salvia splendens (bonfire salvia), 4241 nucleotides. Its product is annotated as DNA-directed RNA polymerase subunit beta''-like. Gene Ontology annotation, molecular function: DNA-directed RNA polymerase activity; DNA binding. NCBI's taxonomy places the organism in Eukaryota, Viridiplantae, Streptophyta, Magnoliopsida, Lamiales, Lamiaceae. The record is from RefSeq and is a predicted model, not a curated record. Gene Ontology annotation, biological process: DNA-templated transcription.
UACUCAGCAGAAUAUGGAGGUACUUAUGGCAGAACGGGCCAAUCUGGUAUUUCACAAUAAAGUGAUAGACGGAACUGCCAUGAAACGACUUAUUAGUAGAUUAAUAGAUCACUUCGGAAUGGCAUAUACAUCACACAUCUUGGAUCAAGUAAAGGCUUUGGGUUUUCAACAAGCUACUGCUACAUCCAUUUCAUUAGGAAUUGAUGAUCUUUUAACAAUACCCUCGAAGAGGUGGCUAGUUCAAGAUGCUGAACAACAAAGUUUUAUUUUGGAAAAACACCAUCAUUGUGGGAAUGUACACGCAGUGGAAAAAUUACGUCAAUCCAUUGAAAUAUGGUAUGCCACAAGUGAAUAUUUGCGACAAGAAAUGAAUCCUAAUUUUAGAAUGACCGACCCCUUUAAUCCAGUUCAUAUAAUGUCUUUUUCGGGAGCUAGAGGAAAUGCAUCUCAGGUCCAUCAAUUAGUAGGUAUGAGAGGAUUAAUGUCGGACCCUCAAGGACAAAUGAUUGAUUUACCCAUUCAAAGCAAUUUACGCGAAGGGCUUUCUUUAACAGAAUAUAUAAUUUCUUGCUACGGAGCGCGUAAAGGGGUUGUGGACACUGCUGUACGAACAUCAGAUGCUGGAUAUCUCACGCGUAGACUUGUUGAAGUAGUUCAACACAUUGUUGUACGUCGAACAGAUUGUGGCACCGUCCGUGGUAUUUCUGUAAGUCCUGGGAAUGGUAUGAUGCCAGAAAGGAUUUUUAUACAAACAUUAAUUGGUCGUGUAUUAGCCGAUGAUAUAUAUAUGGGUCUACGAUGCAUUGCCACUAGAAAUCAAGACAUUGGGAUUGGACUUGUAAAUAGAUUCAUAACCUUUCGAGCACAACCAAUAACCAUCCGAACCCCCUUUACUUGUAGGAGUGCAUCUUGGAUCUGUCGAUUAUGUUAUGGACGGAGUCCUACUCACAGCGACCUGGUUGAAUUGGGAGAAGCCGUAGGUAUUAUUGCAGGCCAAUCGAUUGGAGAACCGGGUACUCAAUUAACAUUACGAACUUUUCAUACCGGCGGAGUAUUCACGGGGGGUACUGCAGAACACGUGCGAGCCCCUUCUAAUGGAAAAAUAAAAUUCAAUGAAGAUUUGGUUCAUCCGACACGUACACGUCAUGGGCAUCCCGCUUUUCUCUGUUCUAUGGACUUAUAUGUAACUAUUGAGAGUCAAGAUAUUAUACACAACGUGACUAUUCCACCCCAAAGUUUUCUUUUAGUUCAAAACGAUCAAUAUGUAGAAUCAGAACAAGUGAUUGCUGAGAUUCGCGCAGGAACAUCCACUUUGAAUUUUAAAGAGAAAGUUCGAAAACAUAUUUAUUCUGACUCAGACGGAGAAAUGCACUGGAGCACCGAUGUAUACCAUGCAUCUGAAUUUACAUAUAGUAACGUCCAUCUUUUACCAAAAACAAGCCAUUUAUGGAUAUUGUCAGGGGGUUCGUGCAGAUCCAGUAUAGUCCCGUUUUCGCUACACAAGGAUCAAGAUCAAAUAAACGUUCAUUCUCUUUCUGUCGAAAGAGGAUAUAUCUCUAACCCUUCAGUAAAUAAUGAUAAAGUUAAACACAAAUUCUUUAGUUCAUAUCUUUCGAGUAAAAGUAAAAAAGAAAGUGGAAUUCUUGAUUAUUCAGACCGUAAACGAAUCAUAUGUACUGGUUUCAUAUAUCCUGGUAUUCUCCACGAAAAUUCUGAUUUAUUGGCAAAGAGGCGAAAAAAUAGAUUUAUCAUCCCAUUCCAAUCGAUUCAAGAAAAAGAACUAAUGUCCCACUCCGAUAUCUUGAUUGAAAUACCUAUAAAUGGCAUUUUCCGUAGAAAUAGUAUUUUUGCUUAUUUUGACGAUCCCCAAUACCGAAGAAAGAGUUCAGGAAUUACUAAAUAUGUGGCUAUAGGGGUGCAGUCAAUUGUCAAAAAAGAGGAUUUAGUUGAGUAUCGAGGAGGUAAGGAAUAGCCAAAAUACCAAAUGAAAGUCGAUCGUUUUUUUUUCAUUCCCGAGGAAGUGCAUAUAUUACCUGGAUCUUCUUCCCUAAUGGUACGGAACAAUAGUAUCGUUGGGGUGGAUACACAAAUUACUUUAAAUAUAAGAAGCCGAGUAGGCGGGUUGGUCCGAGUGGAGAGAAAAAAAAAAAGAAUUGAACUUAAAAUAUUUUCUGGAGAUAUCCAUUUUCCUGGAGAGACAGAUAAGAUAUCCCGAUACAGUGGUAUCUUGAUACCACCAGGAACGGUAAAAACAAAUUCUAAGGAGUCGAAAAAGGUGAAAAAUUGGAUCUAUGUCCAACGGAUCACACCUACCAAGAAAAAGUCUUUUGUUUUGGUUCGACCAGUACUCAUAUAUGAAAGAGGGGACGGUAUAAAUUUAGAAAGACUUUUUCCGCCGGAUUUAUUGCAGGAAAAAGAGAAUCUGAAACUUCGAGUUGUCAAUUAUAUCCUUUUUGGGAAUGGUAAACCAAUUCGAGGAAUUUCUGAUACAAAUAUUCAAUUAGUUCGGACUUGUUUAGUAUUGAAUUGGGACCAAGACAAAAAAAGUUCUUCUAGUCAAGAAGCUCGUGCUUCUUUUGUUGAAGUAAGUAUAAAUGGUCUGAUUCGUGAUUUCCUAAGAAUCCACUUAGGGAAAUCACCCAUUUCCUAUAUCAACAGAAAAAGGAACGAUUCAUCAAGUUCGGGAUUGAUCUCUGAUAAUGGGCCAGAUCGCACCAAUACCAAUAUUAAUCCAUUUUAUUCGAUUUAUUCCAAGACAAGGAUUCCACAAUCACUUAAACAAAAUCAAGGAACUAUUAGUAUUAGUACGUUGUUGAAUAGAAAUAUGGGAUUCCAAUCGUUGAUAGUUUUGUCAUCAUCUAAUUGUUUUCGAAUGGGUCCAUUCAACGAUGUAAAAUAUCACAAUCAUAAUGCGAUAAAAGAAUCAACUAAAAGAGAUCCAAUAAUUCCAAUUAGGAAUUUGUUGGGCCCCUUAGGAACAGCCCUUCAAAUUGCGAAUUUUUACUCAUUUUACCAUUUACUAACUCAUAAUCGGAUCUCGGUAAUUAAAUAUUUGAAACUUGAGAAUUUAAAAUUAAAACAGACUUUAAAAGUACUAAAAUAUUAUUUAAUGGAUGAGAACGGUAGAAUUGUUAAUCACGAUCCGUACAGUAACAACGUUUUGAAUCCAUUCAAAUUGAAUUGGUAUUUUCUCCAUCAUAAUUAUCAUCAUAAUUAUUGUCAAGAAAAAUCUACAAUAAUGAAUCUUGGACAGUUUAUUUGUGAAAAUGUAUGUAUGACAAAAAACGGACCGCCCCUAAAAUCGGGUCAAGUUAUACUUGUUCAAGUUGACUCUGUAGUAAUACGAUCAGCUAAGCCUUAUUUGGCUACUCCAGGAGCAACUGUUCAUGGCCAUUAUGGGGAAAUCCUGUACGAAGGAGAUACUUUAAUUACAUUUAUAUAUGAAAAAUCGAGAUCUGGUGAUAUAACCCAAGGGCUUCCAAAAGUAGAACAGGUGUUAGAAGUGCGCUCGAUUGAUUCAAUAUCGAUGAACCUAGAAAAGAGGGUUGAGGGUUGGAACGAACGUAUAACAAGAAUUCUUGGAAUGCCGUGGGCAUUCUUGAUUGGUGCUGAACUAACUAUAGUGCAAAGUCGUAUCUCUUUGGUUAAUAAGAUACAAAAGGUUUAUCGAUCCCAAGGAGUGCAGAUUCAUAAUAGACAUAUAGAAAUUAUUGUACGUCAAAUAACAUCAAAGGUCUUGGUUUCCGAAGAGGGAAUGUCUAAUGUUUUUUCACCGGGAGAACUAAUUGGAUUGUUACGGGCGGAACGGAUGGGGCGCGCGUUGGAAGAAGCGGUUUGUUACCGAGCCCUCUUAUUGGGCAUAACAAGAGCGUCUCUCAAUACUCAAAGUUUUAUAUCUGAAGCAAGUUUUCAAGAAACUGCUCGAGUUUUAGCAAAAGCAGCUCUCCGGGGUCGAAUCGAUUGGUUGAAAGGCCUGAAAGAGAACGUUGUUUUGGGGGGUAUGAUACCUGUUGGUACAGGGUUGAAAGGAUUGGUGCCCUCUUCAAAACAACACAACAGGAGCCCUUUGGAAAUGGAAACAAAAAAAAACAAUCUAUUCGAGGGGGAAAUGAGAGAUAUUUUGUUUCACCACAGAAAAUUAUUUGAUUCUUUGUUUUCAAAGAAUUUUCAUGAUAGACCAGAACAAUCAUUUAUAGGAUUUAAUGAUUCCUAAAAGUCGAUUCAUCUUUUUGACUAUCUGU